UUUGCCAAACGAACUUGAUUUUCACAAUUUAUUGUAGCGCCUUUUGUCGAGUGAUGCGGAUACCCCCAUUUGAUAACCAUUUAGUUUUUGAAAAUAGAUCUUUUUUCUCACAAUUUAUUUUUUCAAUAUAAGAUUUCAAUCUUACCCAAAUAUAAAAACCGAAAACAACUUUUUAAAACUUGAGAUUUUAGUUUUCAGAACUUGACUUCAGUAUUGUUAGACAGUAGAUAAUAAAGCAAAGAAACCUAUAGGUAGAAGUAGUGUUUAUAAGCUUAAUGUUCAUGAAACAAAAAUUUAGAAAUAGAAUCCAAAUGGUUUUCAAACGGGAUCCAAAUGACUUACUUAAAGAUUUACCUUCUAAAUAGAGCACUUUAUCUAGAUAAAUCUUUCCUACCUAUCAGAAUUUGUUCUGAUUAAUUAGCACUGGUUGAUGCUGGUUGUUAUUAUCGAUUAGGAACUUACUACUCAAUGAAUAAGAGAUUUAUUUCUGAGUAGGUUUAUUUCUGAGUCAUUUGAUUUUUGGUAGACUUUAUUUAGCAAAGCAAAGUUUAGUUGUCUGAGGAGUGUGACUUCUGAGGCCUUCAGAGAUCCCAAAAAUAGCACGCCAUAUCACAUCUACUUAGCUCUUUGAAAGAGACGCUGUGAGACGAGAGCCCUUCCCAGAAGCUCAUGAUAUAACCUUAAAGAUUCUCUUGAAAUAUCCUUAUUAAUAAUUUUCUGAGUUUCUCACAAUGGUAUUCACAAUGUUAUUUUUGAGAAAAUUAACGACUUUCAUUGAAAAAAAAUGAAAGAUUACAAGGUCAUCCAAAAGAACCAAGCCCACAAAAACACCCCACCCAAUAUAAGGGGUUCCAACUAAGUAAAAUGUUACUAAAGGAAUAGUUGCAAAAGGUCUUCGAUACCAAAGCCCAAAGUGACACAUGAAAUCUCACUAAAGACUAGACCUCAUGAGGAUUCCUUUCCCUACCUCUAAACACCCGAUCAUUCCUCUCAUCCCAAAUAUCCCAAAUUACAAUACCCACCCUUGCAAACCACAGAAAACGGCCUUUCUCUUUGAAAGGCAGAUGGGGGAGAAACUCCUCGAUUGUUGUCCGAACACUUCUUUGGCCAGCAAAACUGAACUCCCGCAAGAAAGAGCUCCACAUAAAUGUCUUAUACUGACACUCUCAAAAGAGGUGAUCAAGGUUUUCCUUUGCCUUCCGACAAAGAAUAUAGCAGAAAGGCCCAACAAGCAAGGUUCUCCUACUAAUAAGCGUAUCAAUAGUGUUCGGACAUCCAAGCUAAACUUGCCAGAUAAAGAGGCUCAGUUUCUUUGGAACCUUAAUGCUCCAAACAAUAUCAAAAUCAGACUCUCUAAGGGGAAAGGGAUUGAACAACAAAAAGAAAAAGGACUUACACGAAAAACCAUGACUUAGGUUUGGACUCCAAACAAAAACAUUCCUUCUCCCCUACCUUCCCCUACAAUACUCCAAGUUAAAUGAGAGAAGGUUGGAAGCUCAAAGGAAAUGACUUUACAAGGAUUUCAGUGUGUGCCUUUAAAGUUGGAAAUAGAGGAAUGUGGGGCAGUGGCUAAUGUCACCAUGGAUACACCAAGUUCUGUGACCACUACUCCCUCUGAACGACCUGCUUGCAAGUAUAUACCAAAACCCAAGAUGAGAACUGCAGGAGACACUUGCACACAAAUCUCUCAGCCAGAAAUCUCUAAUAUGCUUCCACCAUCUCCACAAGUUAUUUCUUGUGAUACUAGCGGCGUAAAUGAAGCCUCAAUUGGGACGCAUUCGGAUGGUGUUCUUAAUGAUUCUUCGAUUAACUUUGAUGGUUACGCUCCUGUUAACCAGGACACUGGAACACCUGUUAAUGUAGAAUCAUUUGCAUUUGAUUCUUAUGGUGACAUACUCGUGGAUGAUUUUAAUUUGGAUGAUCAGGAUGAGAUGUUAAGAGAAGAGAAUCGUAAGAAUGAUGAAGAAGGACCUUCAACGGAAUCAAAUAUUUCUCAGCAACAAAAGAUUUGCCCCCCAGUUGGUGAAGAGAUGGAGCACAGCAAAACUUCAAGGAGGUUGGGAAAGAAGGUUUCUCAUCAUCUUGAUGAGCCAGAAGAUGGUGUUGACGAUAACAGGAAUUUCCCUAAUGAACCUUCUAGUAAUUCUGAUAUGCAUGGCGAUGGCUACAACAAAAACGAAACCCUAAAAGGAGGUCGAGGAAAAAAAACAUCAACAAAGUCUUCGAAACCUUCUAGUGAGAACGAAAAACGAACUCGGAAGCGCAAGGAGGUUAAUAAAGCUGUUCCAGAUUUGCAGGCCGAAAAGCGCCCUAAGAAGUUCUCUCAUUCAACUCGUCGUAAUAGACGACAAGUAAACAAGGUUUUGCUUGAAACUCCGGAGGAUGAUAUUGACUUUCAAAAAAUAAGUUUUCGAGAUCUCAUUAUUUAUCACGAGCACAAGCAGAAGUUAGAGAAAAAAGUGGCAAGCACAAGAAAAUCAGAGACCAAUCAAAGAACUGAUACUUUCGCUGAGGAGAUUUAUAAUGAUGGAGAGGAAAACCUUGCUUCUGAACAAGGUAAAGGUACCGAUGACGAUGAAAUGCCUGAUGUAGUUGACAUGACUUCAGCUUACUUUAAUUACCAGUCAUUCAUGGACAAAACACCACGUACAAAGUGGUCAAAGUCGGACACAGAGCGUUUUUAUGAGGCUGUUCGACAAUUUGGAACAGACUUUUGUAUGAUACAACAAUUGUUUCCAGGCAAAACACGCCGCCAAAUUAAACUAAAGUUUAAAAGUGAAGAGCGUCAUCAUCCAUUUCGUUUAUCUGAUGCUAUAACUAAUCGUGCCAAAGACCACUCCCAAUUUUUGUUGUUGAUUGAGCAGCUGAAAGAAGCUGCUAAGGAAAAACAAGAAUCCAACCUAGAUGAGUUGACUGAAAAUACUGGGGAUGAGGAGCAGCCAGAGUUGUCUCCCCAAACUAACGAGGAAGAAGUGGAGCAACCUGAAGGAGUGGAGGAGACAGGAAAGGAAGAAUUUGUUGGCGGUGAAGUUCACAGUCCACUGAAGGGUGAGGGAAGUGAUGAUGAUGAUGAUCCUAAUAGAUGGGAUGAAUAUAAAUUUGAUUUUUAAUGUUAAUUUAUGUCCCAUUCUCUUAUCACAUUUUUGUGUUUGAAUGGUAUCCAUUAAUCAAAUCAAUGCAUUGGCUUUUAGAUUA
Messenger RNA from Cucumis melo (muskmelon), 3195 nucleotides. RefSeq lists its product as uncharacterized. The transcript is spliced from 10 exons. Bases 1506 to 3110 code for a protein of 534 amino acids. Gene Ontology annotation, molecular function: TFIIIC-class transcription factor complex binding. NCBI's taxonomy places the organism in Eukaryota, Viridiplantae, Streptophyta, Magnoliopsida, Cucurbitales, Cucurbitaceae. The record is from RefSeq and is a predicted model, not a curated record. Gene Ontology annotation, biological process: RNA polymerase III preinitiation complex assembly. Gene Ontology annotation, cellular component: transcription factor TFIIIB complex.